Messenger RNA from Malassezia globosa CBS 7966, 1071 nucleotides. RefSeq lists its product as uncharacterized. The coding region runs from base 1 to 1071 and encodes 356 amino acids. The transcript is spliced from 3 exons. Lineage: Eukaryota; Fungi; Basidiomycota; Malasseziomycetes; Malasseziales; Malasseziaceae. Gene Ontology annotation, molecular function: metal ion binding; single-stranded DNA binding; ubiquitin protein ligase activity. The record is from RefSeq and is a predicted model, not a curated record. Gene Ontology annotation, biological process: protein monoubiquitination; DNA damage tolerance.
AUGCGCAUUGACAGUGUUGGGAUCCGGAAACGACCCAAACUGGAUAGUGAUAGUGACGAUGUAGCGAACGGACAUGAUGAUUAUCAGAAUCAUGCAAAAGAUGCACUCGCGCAGAUCGAGCAGGGGCUCUUGUGUGGUAUAUGUAUUGAGUUAUAUGAUCGUCCUUGUGUACUGUCACCGUGUGGGCACGUGUUCUGUGCGUCAUGUCUAGUGUCGUGGUUCUCUGUGGCACAAGAAGUGAAUGAGGAUCCAUAUGAAGAGCGACGCACGGGGCUUGUGCGCCGAAAGAAAGUAUGCCCAAGCUGUCGUGCCCAGAUCGUGUCACCCCCUUUAGAACUUUGGGCGUUAAAAGAUGUUCUUGCAGCAAUUCAUAAUUAUCGGGGAACAGCACCAUCGACAAACGAGAUACAGCAGUCAUUAUGGGAUGGACUCUUUGACCCUACGACAUUCUAUCAUGUCAUUCGUGACCAAGACGAUGGAGUGCUUCGCUGUGGCAUGUGUUCAAGUGAAAUCCUUGAAGGCCAGUGUACAAAUCGAGAAUGUGGCAUUAUCUACGAAAAUUUGUCUGAAGAAGAGCGUGCGUGGCAUGCCUCUGAAAAUGUGCACGAUGACUCAGAUAUGAUAUCUGAUGAUGACAACGAUGAUGAAGACGCAGGCUCGCUGGACGACUUCGUUGUCGAUGAUGAUGUCGACGAAGGUGACGAUGUCAACGUUAGUACCAAUGAGAGCGAGCACACCGAUGAAGAAUCUCGAUCUGUCUCGUCUGACUCGAGUGUUUCCGUGAUAGAUAAUUCAUCUGCGCGGAAUCAGCCAUCACGCCCAGUCUCUAUCAGCUCUGACGGAGACACUUCAAGCGAACAUUCCGAUGAAAGCAAUUCUCGCAACGAUGAAUCUAGCGCAGACGAUGAAUGCACGGAGGUACCACUAAAUGCUUCAUUCGUUCGCCGGAAGCGACUGGAGGCAUUGAUGAAAUCACGCGCACGUCGGCGCGAUGCGUCGAGAUCCCUCGAUUUGGUGGACCAAGAUUCUCGCAGUGCUGAUGCUACGGAUCAUGAUGAUGUUUCCACAUAA